UGUGUUAUCAUGACUCUGCUGAAUUAUAGCUCGUAUGAGGAGUAUCUCGAUCACUUUAUCACGGUGAACGAUGUGCGCUAUAUGCGUAACUGGAACCUCAGCAGGAAAUUCAUACAGAACGCUUGUGGCAAGAGCUGUAUGGGUCGCCUGCUGAGUCGUUCGGAGUACACGGAGCAGCGCAAUAAACUGGAGAAUAUGUUGAAGCCACGUGCCAUAAGUGAAUCUACACUCUUCGGAGAAGGCUACCGUGGAUCUGAUCAUGUGUUGACGCAGUUUGCCAAGCGCGAAUUUCAGCUGCUCAACAGACAAAUGUCGACCAUUAUCUUUCUCGUAAUGCGCUCAAAGAAAGGUUUGGAAGUGUCGGGUUUUAUUGACUUGGAACAAACUUUGCGAGAAUCGCGCUUUAAGAACUCACAACAAUAUGUUAAUUGGCCAGCCAUAUUUGAGGGUAAGGACAAGUUGAUGCCAGAAGCCCAUCACCUGAGCUUCUUUGACUGGAACAAGAGCAAGGUGGUCUACAACGACAGCGACAACUUUAAGAUAAUCUCCGAGGGAGCACACAGUCUGCUGAUGAUGCAUCGAGGCGAUCACAAGAUCAUCUGUGUGAAUGCUGGCUGCCAUUGUGAUUAUAUGAAGAACGCCCAACGUAGCAUUUACAGUUCCAGCAUUUAUGGCCAAUGUAUUUUCUUUGACCAUGUCAUAAGACGCAUCAAUUAGGCAGGCUUAUAGUCCCAGCUGUCAUGGGGCUUAAAGUUGUCGAAACAGCCCGCAAUUAUAAACAGAAAAUAUGACACAUUGAUUAUAUACUCCUUAUACCA
Molecule: messenger RNA, 818 nt
Organism: Drosophila innubila
Lineage: Eukaryota; Metazoa; Arthropoda; Insecta; Diptera; Drosophilidae
Product: cilia- and flagella-associated protein 299
Exons: 2
Coding region: 10-717 (235 amino acids)
Source: RefSeq, a predicted model, not a curated record